This is a messenger RNA of Penicillium brevicompactum, 747 nucleotides long. Its product is annotated as cytochrome c oxidase subunit IV family protein. NCBI's taxonomy places the organism in Eukaryota, Fungi, Ascomycota, Eurotiomycetes, Eurotiales, Aspergillaceae. The record is from RefSeq and is a predicted model, not a curated record. The transcript has 3 exons. Gene Ontology annotation, biological process: mitochondrial electron transport, cytochrome c to oxygen. Bases 1 to 747 code for a protein of 248 amino acids.
AUGGCGCUAGUCCCGACCGGAAACUCGCCUUUCCACCUCAAACCACAAGAAACGUCUUCAAGUCCUUCUCCAUCCACGAUCCCCCUCCACUCUCUCCAAAGCCGUGCCCCAGCGUGCUCUCCGGCUCAAAAAUCUCCCCGCCCUCUACUACUCUCCCCAAUUGUAUCCGCUCUCGACGUGGUGCUACCACCUCCCGCCCGCCGCACAAUGUUUCUUCGCACCGUCUCUCGCGCUGUUCCUCGCAGCACCGCGGCCAUCCGUGCUGCCCCGGUCGCUCCUGUGAACCUCCUGCAGACCCGCGCUGCCUCCGCCCAUGCCAUCUCCAACCCCACUCUCGCCAGCAUUGAGAAGCGCUGGGAGGGCAUGCCCCCUCAGGAGCAGGCCGAGCUGUGGAUGCAGCUCCGCGACCGCAUGAAGGUUGACUGGCACCAGAUGACCCUCCAGGAGAAGAAGGCCGCUUACUACAUUGCCUUCGGUGCCCACGGUCCCCGUGCCCAGACCCCCAAGGGUGAGGGUCUGCGUAUCGUCGGUAAGGUCUCUCAGCUCGUUGCUGCCGCCGUCGCCAUCUUCUUCACCGUCCACUACUUCGCUGGCCCCAAGCCCGGUACUAUGUCCAAGGAGUGGCAGGAAGCCUCCAACGAAUACGCUCUGCGUGAGAAGAUGAACCCCAUCCACGGAAUCAGCAAGCCUGGUUACGAAGGCAAGGGCUUCGUUCAGAGCCCCCCUGCUCCUGCCGACAAGUCAUAG